This is a messenger RNA of Prorocentrum cordatum, 582 nucleotides long. NCBI's taxonomy places the organism in Eukaryota, Dinophyceae, Prorocentrales, Prorocentraceae. The record is from the annotation of a GenBank genome assembly.
GCCCCUGACCUGUCUGCGAGAGGUGUAUGCCGCAAUUCCUCUACAAGCACAGAAAAGAAGCAGUGGACUCUGCAGCCGAUUGUCGCAAGAAUGCAGGAUGGGAGGAGGGAGGGGGCAGCGGGAGGAAGGCGUGAGACGCGGGACCCAACACCACAGGAUGGUUGGGAAAAACAGGGCAGAGCAGAAGUGCAACACGCUGGAGCGCGUGGGCAGGCGAAAACGCACGCCGAUUGCCGCAUUGCGGGAAUGGCGGCCUACCAACAAUCACUCUCGAAUCACGUAUUGAUAUUGCGCAGCAGGAGGAGGAGGAGGAAGAAGAAGAGACGAGACAAAAUCUACCACAACCUCUCGCCAGCUGCGGGCUCGCGAAUGCGCAUCAGGACGUAGCUGCAUAUGACGUGAGAGCCAUGCGCUGCUGACACUCACGGGAAGGAGUAGACGCUUCCUCGUGGUCAUCCUCGCCCAGGAGUCGACCGACGGGAAACCCAGCACGAUCGAGAUGUUUGACGUAUAAAUUGAGACCCGCCGUCGUGCCCCCUGGCACGUGGAGGCGUGGAAGAAUGCCGAGUGCUGCCUGGUGAG